This is a messenger RNA of Acanthosepion pharaonis, 1017 nucleotides long. The record is from the annotation of a GenBank genome assembly. Lineage: Eukaryota; Metazoa; Mollusca; Cephalopoda; Sepiida; Sepiidae.
AUGUGUCAGAGCAUUUCCCGCGUCGGCCCUUCCCUUCAAUUUUGCUUUUUUAUUCUUUCUUUCUUUCUUUCUUUCUUUCUUUCUUUCUUUCUUCAGCUAGUCAGAUUCUUUCUUUCUUUCCUUCUUUCUUUCUCUAUUUAUUCUGCUAUUCAGAUUCUUAUCUUUCUUUUUUUUCUGCUAGUCAGAUUCUUGCUUUCUUUCUUUCGCUAUUUCUUUCUUUCGCUAUUUCUUUUUUCUUUCGCUAUUUCCUUUUCUUUUUCUUUCUUUCUUUCGCUAUUUCUUUCUUUCUAUCGCUGUUUCUUUCUUACAUCUCAUUCUUUCGUUCCGUAUUUUUUAAAUUCCUUUCCUCCUUUCUUUUCUAUUCCUUUAUCUUUCUUUCUUUCUUCUUCUUCUUCUUCUUCUUCUUCUUCUUCUUCUUCUUCUAUUCUGAUUCCUUUAUCUCUUUCAUGUUCUUUUUCUCUUCAAUUUUCUUUCUUUUCUCUUUUACUUGUUCUUUCUUUCUUUCUUUCUUUCUUUCUUUCUUUCUUUUUCUUUCUUUCUUUCUUUCUUUCUUUCUUUCUAUUAUUUCUAAAAAUUCUUUUUCAAAUUUACCCUCUGCUCCUAGCCUUUGUUUGUAUUCGUACCCAAGGCUAUGUUCUUUCGGCUGUCGGCUAUCCAUACGGCCAAAGCAGCUUCCAUACGGAUGAUAGUUGUAUUACGAGCCGUAACCACUCUCUUUGCCGACUUAUUAAAGGUGAUGGCAACCGUCUUCCUAAUGUUAACCUCAUCCUUCUUGAUGUAGCGAACGGCGGAUUCGUUCACGCUAAAAUUGCGGGCUACGGCAGCAAAAGUUCACCCUUCCUUAAAUAUAUCCAGAAGUUUCACCUUCUCAGCGAUCCUCAUUAUUCUUCCGAACGUUCUAACCACUUGUCCAAAAUUACUAUCUAUCUAUCUAUCUAUCUAUCUAUCUAUCUAUCUAUCUAUCUAUCUAUCUCAGUCUGUUCGCAUCUAUCUAUCUAUCUAUCUAUCUAUCUAUGA